CCAAAAUCCACCUCUCUUUCUCUUUCUCUCUCACCCUCAUGGAGAACCGAUUCAAACUACGAAUCUCUCGCAUGUUUCGCGGUUCAUUCGGAUCCUGUCGGCCCCGGAGCAUGUCAGAUGUUAUCAUAUCGGACGUUAUGGAAAAACCGGUGUUCGUAGCUCACAACCAACACCAGAGCUUCCAAAUGAUGGAAGUGUCAUCUCCCAAACCUCGACCCUUUCCGUCUAUGUGCAGACCCAGAUGUCCAGAAAGAUGUGAAAUGAUCGAACGCAGCUGUAUUGUGGCCCAGAAGGUGCUUCCAAGACGAAAAGUAUCGGAGCGAUGUUCGGUUUUCGGUUGUGGGGAUGCUGAGGGACGUAAGUGUCCUCCUGCGUCACCUGCAUCGCCUUUGAAUGCGUUCUACAACGUUCAAGAAUUUGGAUCGAAAGAGAAGAGAUCAAAGAAGAAGAAGAAGAAGAAGGCCCACGUGAAAAAGAACAAGAUCAGAGAGAUUAAUUACAUGUUCAGCUCAUCUUCUGCAGACACCAAUGGCGGUUUUGUCCGUGGUGGCUGGUUUAGCAGCGAAGACGAGAGAGAGGACGAAACAGAGACUCUAUUCUCGUCAAAGAGUCUCUCCUCGGAUUCAUCCGAGUCCCAGAAACGCCGGUCUCUCCGCAGAAACCAGCGGAGCCGGCGUAGAAGAGGUGCAAUAAACAAGGGUUCUUGUCAUCAGGAAACUAACGUACUGCCAUUGGAAGGGAAAGUGAAAGAUAGCUUUGCAGUGGUGAAGAGGUCCAGUGAUCCGUACAGUGAUUUCAGGACAUCAAUGGUGGAAAUGAUUGUGGAGAAACAGAUAUUUGCAGCUAAAGAUCUGGAGCAACUGUUGCAGUGCUUUCUGUCUUUGAACUCUUCUCAUCAUCAUAGGAUCAUCAUUGAAGUUUUCACAGAGAUUUGGGAAGCUCUCUUCUCUAACUGGUCUUAAAAAGAAAACUGUUACCUGUUUUCUGUAAUCUGUAAUGCUUAGACUGCUUUCUAACUGUUAUUUACUGUACUAAAUGGUUCAUCUUCCAUUUUCUCUCUUUGGGUUAUUGCUUUUUCACAUAUAUAUAUAUAUCAUCCCCAUUA
Molecule: messenger RNA, 1105 nt
Organism: Vitis riparia (riverbank grape)
Lineage: Eukaryota; Viridiplantae; Streptophyta; Magnoliopsida; Vitales; Vitaceae
Product: transcription repressor OFP8
Exons: 1
Coding region: 39-962 (307 amino acids)
Biological process (GO): negative regulation of DNA-templated transcription
Source: RefSeq, a predicted model, not a curated record